Molecule: messenger RNA, 288 nt
Organism: Penicillium digitatum Pd1
Lineage: Eukaryota; Fungi; Ascomycota; Eurotiomycetes; Eurotiales; Aspergillaceae
Source: RefSeq, a predicted model, not a curated record
AUGCAAGGUGCUAUCUUACUCGCCAAAGAAAACAAGGAUUUACGCGCCGCCAACGAGAAGCAGAAGCAAAAGCGUACUAGAUCCCGGAGGCAGAUACCUACUGAAGAAGGCCUCUCAGUUCAAGAAGCUUCUCAAUUGAUUACUGAGCCGGUGGAAGCAAUUGAAGUACCUCCUCUCCCUCCACGAAGAAGCCCUUCGCCGGCUUUACAACCACGUACGCGGGCCCCGCCAAAGUGUAGUGGUUGUGGAGAAAUAGGACAUAAGAUUAAUCGAUGCCUAGCUAGAUAG